Messenger RNA from Pelodiscus sinensis (Chinese soft-shelled turtle), 3834 nucleotides. Lineage: Eukaryota; Metazoa; Chordata; Testudines; Trionychidae. The record is from RefSeq and is a predicted model, not a curated record.
AAAAGUCUGUGGCAAGAAUUAUUAUGACCCCAUAUCUUCCUUUCCCCCACUCCCCAGUAUUACAACAGCCCCCAUAUCUGUAAUUAGCAUCACACUUGAAUGUAUCCUGCAUCCCCAACAUUAUACCAGUCCCCCAUGACAGUCCCCAACGAGGGGGGAUGUGAAGGUGUAGAGCUGACUUGAGAGUUAGUAUAGCACAUGUCUAUCAUGUGCAGAUGUGCACUACCAAUAGAAAGACAUGCUACCUGCUGUGGGUGCUCUACUAAUCAGGUAAUCAAAUGGUAUUCUAGCAUGGACACUGUUGCUAGCCAUAGUUGUCAUCUUCUCCAGCAGCUACAUGAACAGCGCAUUCAAGGCCUUCUCUGUGACUGCAUGUUGGUAGUAAAAGGUGUCUGCUUCAAAGCUCAUAAAAAUGUGUUAGCUGCUUUCAGUCAGUAUUUCAGGACCCUAUUUCAGAAUUCUCCAGGCCAGAAGAAUGAUGUUUUUCACUUGGACAUUAAAAAUGUAGGAGGUAUAGGCCAAAUCUUGGACUUCAUGUACACCUCACACCUUGAUCUUAGCCAGGAUAACGUACAAGCUAUGUUGGAUAUCGCACAAUGUCUACAAGUGCAAAAUGUGCUGAACAUUUGCCAUACUUUUUUAAAAUCUUCUACAGCGGUAGAACAGCCUGCUAGCAUGCCUUGCAAUAGUGUGUUCUCCUUGCAAAGUACUUUGGCUACAGAGACUAACUGUGUAAAUGAAAAUUAUGGUACUAACUUACUGCAUGAAUGCUCAUCAGAUGCACAACCGAGUAAAGUGUUGGAUGACCAUCAUUCUCACGGAUCACAAACUAUUAAUCUUCAUACUUCCUCAGGUGAUGUACAGAAACAGACACAAGACUCCUUAGAUGGUAAUUGCACAGAGCUCCCUUUUAAACAGCCAAAUUACUAUUAUAAACUGCGUAAUUUUUAUAGCAAGCAGUUCUACAAGCAAAAUGCAUGUUCCAACCAAGAGAGAAUAACAGAACAGUCCUUUGCAUUCAAUACAUCUACUGAACUAAGUACGGUAGAGAACAAUUCUUGUACUGUCAGUCAAUCUGAAUGUAUUUUGGAAUCGUCUGACCACUUACCAUCAAACUUUCUGGUUCAGGCCUUGAAUGAAUCUACACCAGACCAAGAUUUGGAAAACACGUCCUUGCAGCCAACCCAACAGAUGCAACUGAAAAAGGCAAUACACCUGAAAAAACUGAAUUUUCUAAGAUCACAGAAGUCUGCAGAACAGUUGUCUGAACCUAAGAGAGAUGACAACAAUAUAACAAGGGUAAUUGAAUCUGUAAAUGGAAGUGCCAUGGAGAUGACAAAUAUUAGUGCCAUUGAAGAAAAAGAAACUGAAGAUCUUGUUAGUUCAGAGAGUUUUGAACAAACUGUUGAAAUGGAAAUAUCUCAAGGUCCUUCAGAGCAAGAAGAGCAAUCACAGAUUCUUCAGUCACAGAGGCAAUAUACUUGUGAAUUAUGUGGAAAGGCUUUUAAACAUCCAAGCAAUUUGGAGCUCCAUAAAAGGUCUCAUACAGGUGAGAAACCUUUUGAAUGUAACAUUUGUGGGAAACACUUCUCACAGGCAGGUAACCUACAGACUCAUUUACGUCGGCACUCUGGUGAAAAACCAUAUAUUUGUGAAAUCUGUGGGAAAAGGUUUGCUGCUUCUGGUGAUGUACAGCGUCACAUUAUUAUUCAUUCUGGAGAAAAACCUCACUUAUGUGAUAUCUGUGGCCGAGGGUUUAGUAACUUUAGUAACUUAAAGGAACACAAAAAGACCCAUACAGCAGAUAAAGUAUUCACCUGCGAUGAGUGUGGAAAGUCAUUUAAUAUGCAACGGAAAUUAGUAAAGCACAGAAUUAGGCACACAGGAGAAAGACCAUACAGCUGUUCAGCAUGUGGAAAAUGUUUUGCAGGGUCUGGUGACCUACGCAGACAUGUGCGGACUCAUACAGGAGAAAAGCCCUAUACUUGUGAGACCUGUAAUAAAUGCUUCACGCGUUCUGCUGUUCUGCGGCGGCAUAAGAAAAUGCACUGCAAGGCCAGUGAUGAGGGACCAAAUACCCUCGAGGAAUUGACUCAGGCAAUUGAAACUUCUGAUCUUGAGAAAUCUCAGCAUUCUGACUCAUUUGCCCAAGAAAUGUCUGUUACUUUGUUACCAGUAUCAGUUAAAUUUCCUGUUCGUCCAGUUGGAAAUUCAGUUAAUGAAUUUGAUAGCUCUGAAGGAUCUUAUUGCAAGUUGCGGUCAAUGAUUCACCACCAUGAGUCUACAAUCCAACAAAAAUUGAAUCUGGAUCCUGUUGAACUUCCAAAACCUCAGACACAGCAAACUCCUCAGUCACCUUUCACUUACACAGAGGUAGAUGCGUCACCUACAGAAGAACCCCUACACUCUGAUAAUAUUUCUAUGAUUCGUUCAUCAAUGACAACCCUGGACGGUCAUUGUGGUGACCCUUUGGGCAAUCGUUCAUCUUCUGCUGCAUAUAGGACUAAUGAAGGACCAUUUUUUUCCAGUAUGACCCUGUGGGGCUUAGCUAUGAAGACCUUGCAAAACGAAAGUGAGUUGGAUCAAUGAGGGUUCAUGUUAACGAUUCACAAUCUUUUAGGAGAAUUGUUUUAAUUUACCAGACUAAGACCACAUAUUCUUGUUCUAAUGCUCACUACCUCCCAUUUAACUAGCUAUGUUCUAUCCUACAAUGGAACUUGUCUUGUUCCAAGGCCCAAUUUCAUUACUAAAAUGCAUAAUGGUGAACAGAGAAUAUAUAAGCAAAAACUCUACUGGGGUUUGUUAGGGCAAUGUGUGGGAAAAGAACGGUGUUCCAGACAUAAGAGGCUGACAUACCAGUAAUAUAAUGUUUAUCAUUAAGAUGAUUGGUUUACAUGACUUCACAUGUUUAAAUAAUGUGACAUAUUAAUUGUAAAAUACUGUAUAAUAUUUGUCAAUAGUGCAAAGUAAUUGUAUAACUAGAAACUUUAUUUUUACAAUAAAAGCCUUUUAUAGUAUUUUAUAAACUAUUUUGCACAGAGAUUUAUCUGUAGAAUGUAGCUCACACUGAGAAAAUGCUAAUUUAAAUUGAAUAAAGAGAAAUUAUUUUACAUAGCAUCUUAAUUGUUGAGUGUGAUGCAUCUUUGCUUAUUCAGAAAAAUGAAAUGGAAAUUGAUGGUAGCUAUUUUAGCGGUAUAAUUCUUUUUUUCCAGAUGGCUCUGUUGCUAAAGGUGGUAUUGAGACAAGCAGAAUUACACUACAUAUUGUCAUGUUUGUUGAUAAAUUAAUGGAAAAUGUUGGUGAAUUAUUGUGAUUAAUGGAGGUUGUGCAAGAGAUCUUAGUGUUUGGCAGGUGGUUUUCAUUUUUAGGUUAAGUCUCAACUGGCACUUCACAGUGCUGUCACUUUUUUUGGCUUAAGGAUGUAAAAAAACAGCCCCCGAGCACAGUAAAUGUUACAACACUGUAAAGCAAUAGUAUGAACCAGGCUACAGCACUGGGACCUAUGCUCCCAGCGCUGUUAGCUACUCCCCUCAUGAACGUGGUUUAUGUAGAUGGCUGGGAGAGCUCUCUACCACCGCUCGUGCUGUGGCCACACUUUCUGCUUAAAGAGCUGCCGCGGCUGCACUUUAAACUUUUAAGUGUAGACAAAGCUUCAGUAUCUCUUUGGUCCUACCUCAGAGACUAGGUUGCUGCAGUCAGACAAGUGUUACAGGCCAAGCAAGUUCACAAAUCAUUUAAGUGUGUUCUCAGGCUUUGUGCCAAAACAUCUUAACAGAUAUUAAAGUUUUUGAGAUACAGAUGACUUCCACUAAUCUUGUUUCUUUUGAUUUUUUU